AGCGCCGCCUGCAGUUCCGAGCUAGCGCGUGGGGCUGACGGGGGUCUCGGGUCCCGCCCGCGUGCCCGGUGUUCCUCCGCGGGUCCCCGCCCUCGCAGGUCCGCCUCUUCUGCGACUCAGACGCGGCUCCGACGGCGUCUGGCCUCCCCCUCUUCGGGCUCCUCGGCUCCGCCCGCCGCGCGAGUCGCCCCGCGGCUCUUCGCUUGGUGUCCGCGGGCCGUGCGGGGGCGGCGCCGGCGGGGGCGCCUCACCCCGGGCCGGCGGCGGUAAUGCUGUUGCGGUUGCCGCCCUUGCGGCCGGGCGGACAGCUGGCGGAGGCAGGAGCCGGAACCGGAGCGCCCUCGCCGCUGGCCGGGACGCCGCCCUCGCCUGCGCUCGGCUCCCGCGGCCGCCGCGGGACUCCGGGGCCCGGCGCGGCAUGAGGAGGAGGCUGCGCGCUGGCGAGCGCCCAGCUCCUCUGCCCCUAGGGCCCCCGCGGGCCCCGGCGCGUAGCACGCGCUGGCUGCGGCCCCGGCGCCCACGCUAGCCCCGCGCAGGCACGAGACGCCGCGGCCCCGAGGAGGAGGCGGCGCAGGCCUGCCAAGCGCGGGCUGCCCGGACCCUGAGCGCAGGGGCUUCGCGACCUGGACCCCGGCGGGCGCGGGCAGCCGGAGCCGCGGGGGAGCCCGGCGUACUGCAGUCGGCCGGCCCUCUCCGCAGGGGCGCCGCGGCGCGCAGCCCGCACCUCUCCCCACUUAAAGCCCCUCCUCCCGCCGCUACCUGGCGUAUCGAACGCGGGUCCUCGCCCUUUCACGGCCUCCUCGGGUCAUUUGGUCCCCGGGGCCCCCCGCCGUGCGUCCCCUCCCCCCUUCCCGCGCGUCCUCCCACUCUUCCCCUCCCCCGGUUCCCCCGCCUCUCAUUCAUUCCGUCGGCUCCCUCCUCUCUCCUCCUUCCCGCUCUGGCCCCUCUAUCCCAGAUCCUCCCCGCGCGGACCCCGCUGCAGUCUCGGGGUUUUUAGCACAUUCAUGGAAGUUUAGGGCCUGGACGGUGCCCCCAAGUCCGCCUUGAGAGCGCAGCCCGAGCUGCCGGCCGGGAAGAGGAAGAUGUCUGUGCUCAGGCGGAUGAUGCGGGUCUCCAAUCGCUCCCUCCUCGCCUUCAUCUUCUUCUUCUCCCUCUCCUCGUCUUGCCUCUACUUCAUCUAUGUGGCUCCGGGCAUCGCCAACACAUAUCUCUUUAUGGUACAAGCUCGAGGAAUAAUGUUGAGAGAGAAUGUAAAAACAAUAGGACAUAUGAUCAGGCUGUACACAAAUAAAAACACUACACUCAAUGGUACAGAUUAUCCUGAAGGCAAUAAUUCAAGUGAUUAUCUUGUUCAAGCAACAACGUAUCUUCCGGGAAACUUCACAUAUUCGCCAUACCUCCCCUGCCCAGAAAAGCUGCCUUACAUGCGGGGAUUCCUCAAUGUCAAUGUAAGUGAAGUCAGUUUUGAUGAAAUUCAUCACCUCUUCUCCAAGGAUUUAGAUAUUGAACCAGGAGGUCACUGGAGGCCUAAAGACUGUAAACCCAGGUGGAAGGUGGCAGUUCUCAUUCCUUUCCGUAAUCGCCAUGAACAUCUUCCAAUUUUUUUCUUGCAUCUGAUUCCAAUGCUCCAAAAGCAGCGGCUGGAAUUUGCCUUUUAUGUCAUUGAACAGACUGGCACACAGCCUUUUAACCGUGCAAUGCUCUUCAAUGUGGGCUUCAAAGAGGCCAUGAAAGAUAGUGUCUGGGACUGUGUAAUCUUCCACGAUGUGGAUCAUCUACCUGAAAAUGACCGAAACUAUUACGGAUGUGGAGAAAUGCCACGUCACUUUGCAGCCAAGCUGGAUAAAUACAUGUAUAUUCUUCCUUAUAAAGAGUUUUUUGGCGGUGUAAGUGGACUGACAGUGGAACAGUUCAGAAAGAUCAAUGGUUUUCCUAAUGCCUUCUGGGGAUGGGGAGGAGAAGACGAUGACCUCUGGAAUAGGGUUCACUAUGCUGGAUAUAAUGUAACAAGACCAGAGGGUGACCUGGGAAAAUACAAGUCUAUUCCUCAUCACCAUCGAGGUGAAGUCCAGUUCUUAGGACGGUAUAAAUUACUAAGAUACUCAAAAGAGCGCCAGUACAUCGAUGGGUUGAACAAUUUAGUAUAUACGCCAAAAAUACUGGUUGAUAGGUUGUAUACAAAUAUAUCUGUAAACCUCAUGCCAGAGUUAGCUCCAAUUGAAGACUAUUAAAAGAAGUAGCUCUCAUGGCAAGAUAGACCACAAUGCUGGAUCGGGAACUUGGAGUGCACUCUUAAUGGAGGUCAGUGAAUGGAUGUGUCACAGUGCCCUGGGUGGUGAGAAGAAGAGCCUGUGUUCUCAGUGUUUACUUGUGGGAUUGUAUACAGUCAGCCUUCUUCCACCCACCCAUCCUCUGUCCUGAGACACACCCCAUGGUGAGCACUGCAGAGACCAGAUGCUGUUGCAUAAGUCUGGCAGUCAAGAGAGCGCCCUACAAAGAGAAAAUUUUUAUACUAAAAUCUAUAAUUUAAUUCAAGAGAAUGCUUUAUUUCCAUUUAAACAUAUUUUGUACAUAUGUGAUAUAAAUUAAUGUGUUCAAAUUGAGAAACAAGAUGUGUUGGCAGUUUUGCAUGUAAUGGGUUAUGCCUUUAUGGGACUUUUAUAAACAUUUUUUUAUUUGCAUGGAAUAAAACAAUGUAAAUUUAUGUCACUAAACAAAGGUUAACCUUGUGUGAAAUGAAGGAACUGUCAAUAAUUGACAGCCAACUAAUACAGUACACUGUUAUACUAGUUUUGAGCUUUAUACCUUCAGCUUUUUGUGUGGAAGAAGUCACAGCUUCCUUAGGGUUUUAAAGGGUAAGAAGAAAGGACUUAGCUUUUCUUCCUACGGAGGAUUACCUCUUUUUUUUCCCCUUGCUUGCAAUCUCAUCGGAUUUUGCUAAAUCACAACCAUAUUGUUUGUGUAUAUUGCAUGAGUAUUACCAAGAAAAUCUUAAAAGUUAUGAUGUGACAUGAUAUAAAGGACCUCUUUAUGUUAAACAUCUCUCAUGUACCUCUGGUGUAAGUGUCAGGGAUUUUGUGCCUCAAAAAAUGUUCCCAAGGUUGCGUGUGGUUGUACAUUGUAUUUUUUUAAUUCAUAGUGAGCAGCGCUUUUAUUAUUUCCAGUUCAGAAGAGCCAAAAAAAAAACACCUUCAUUUAAAAAAAGCAAAACAGUUUUUUAAAAGAUUGAGUUAUGGAAAACCCAGUAGUACUUAAAAUAUACAAAUGAAUUAUACUAUUAGGUAAGAAAUUAAAUGUUCUAUUUUUAUGAAGAUAAAUGCUUAGUAGAUAAAAACAAAUUUUAAGUUUGAUUAUUAGUCUCAUAGGAUUUCAAGUUUGGAAGGGAUCCUUUUUAAUGUCAGCCAAUUUCAUUCAAACUACAUGUAUUUUUUUUCACUUUUAAGAUAUCACAUGUCUGGUGUUAAUUUCCUCACAAAAGCAUAAAUUAAUAGAAUUAUAUUAAAAUACAUUAUCAGUUAUUUAAAUGCAUUGGUGUUAAUAAGACACUUCCCUAAAAACAGGUUUCUCUACCUGACAUCAAGUAUAUUACUUACUCUUAAAUUUGGAUGGCAUUUUCAUAGCAAAACCAAACAGUAUCCUUACUUUGAAAAUUAUCAAUUAUGGUUAACCAAAGAUUCUUUAAAAUAUCUUAAGAUAUUUUCACAAAUUUAAAACAAAAAAUUAAAUAUCUAUAAAGUGAAUCUUCAACAACAUGAGGAACAAUAGAAAUGGAUUAUUCAUCUAACACAGAAAUAUGGUUAUUUAUCUCUCAGGUUGUAAAUUUAAUUUUGAAGUUGUCAUUUUCUAUGGCAAAUAUUAGUAACACAAAUGACCACAAACCAAAUCAUAAAAUAACUGAAAUUCUUACACUUUGAGAAAACUGAUAGCUCUCUGUUAUGAUACCAAGCAGAAUUUUUCUACAUUUAUUUCUUAGAAAUAUUUCCAAAAUAUUUGUUUUUCAUUUCUUUGCUGGAAACUCAGAAUAAUGAAAAAUCAAACCUUCUGAAAAGCAAGGUAUUUGUUCUUAAAUUGUGUAUCUAUUCACUUUCUGUCUCUCAUAGCCAAUGUAGUUGUUUAAUUUGAUGAAAUGAAAGAAAGUAGGUUGGGAAAGUUAACAUUUGUUGAUCACUAACAAGAUACUAGGGGCAUAGGAGCAUAGUUAACCAAUAAUACUUAAAUAUUUUAGUCAUGGGGGAAAUUAGGGCUGUUUCUGAGUCUUAUUAGGAAAACAUAUUUUUCUCUUGAAUAUGGAGCUGCCCACAUUUUGGAAUCUUCUCAUUUUGAUACACAUUUUUAUAGUUUCAAGAGAACUCCGUUCUACUAGUAUUUGUCUUAUUUUCUUGGAUUAAAUCUAGUAGUAAUUUUUGUUUUAGGAGUGGGCCAUGAAUAUUCUGCUUUUUUCAGUUUUGAAUACGGUGUGUCAUCCUUUGAAAGCCAUCUCAGUAGUUUGCUUUUUGUCUUUUGUUUGUUUUUAUUUUCUUUUUAAGUGCAGACCUCAAAUUGAUUGUUGCCUAUAAAUAGUAACUUUUAUGUUUGCAUAUAAGUGAUAUAGCUUUGCCCAGUUAUCUUCAUUGUAUAAAAAUAACUGUAUUCCAUAAAAAUUAACAAAUACAUUGCAAAUGCAAACUAUCUUUAUAGUUUGGUUGAUUUAUUAGUGAACAUGUAUUGAUUACCUACUCUAUCAGGUGCAAUGCUAGGUACGUCUACAGAAAAAAUAUUCCAUUUCUAAACAAAUCAAGUCAAGCAAGUUGAAACCUUUCUAAAAUUAUGAAAACAUCCUCUGAUAACUUAUGUGUUGUAUUUCUUAGUCUCAAAGUCAAGAAAUGUAUACAUGUGGACAUAGUUAUGAGCUCCCUAUGGCCCUACUGGGAAACUUAUAUAGUGCCUUUCAACUAGAGAAAGUAGUAAUGAUUAAUGGGCCUGUUUGUAGAAAAGAAAAGGAAAAAGUGUACACAUUUGCUGUAACAUUAUGUCUCAUUCACAGUGUAGAUGGUCAUUUAAGUCUUUGCCAAAACUGGGGUUUAAUGAAUAUUUUUUAAGUCUAAUUAUAAAUUUCUGUUUGUAUUUUGUGAAAAGGUGUUCAGUAAGAAAACCUUAUUUGCAAUAUUAUGUAAAUACAAAAAUGUAUUAAAGCUUGCUCAUUCUCCUUUCCCAGCCAAGAUGUUGAUAUCCAUUUUAAAACAAAAUGGGAAAAUAUCCAAUACAAUAUUCUCCUUCUUUUGGAAGCUCUGUACACGUGAAAGCAGACUUUGUGUCAUUUUAUUUGGCCUUUGCUUAUCUCUUUUGUAUUUCGUUGUGUAGUUUUCAGACAAAUACUGGUACUCUAGAUUUAUUAUCUUUUAUUUGCAGAUAUGCCAAUGAGAGAACUAAAAUGGUCAUGGUGUUUAUCAGAAAAAGGAAGUGUACUUAAGAUUAUUUUAUUUAUUAAGAUCUGAAAGGCUUCUAUAUAAAUGCACUGAAAUAAAUGCUAGUAAUUUCUUGUACUCUCAUUUUUUUUCUUUUUUUUUUUUUGCUUCUCAUGGAAAUGUUUGUACUUUUUUAUCAUUGUCUUUUAUGAAAUAUAAUGUUCUAAAGA
Messenger RNA from Mesoplodon densirostris (Blainville's beaked whale), 5614 nucleotides. RefSeq names its product beta-1,4-galactosyltransferase 6 (gene B4GALT6). The record is from RefSeq and is a predicted model, not a curated record. Gene Ontology annotation, biological process: glycosphingolipid biosynthetic process; carbohydrate metabolic process. Lineage: Eukaryota; Metazoa; Chordata; Mammalia; Artiodactyla; Ziphiidae. The transcript is spliced from 9 exons. The coding region runs from base 1083 to 2231 and encodes 382 amino acids. Gene Ontology annotation, molecular function: UDP-galactose:glucosylceramide beta-1,4-galactosyltransferase activity.